Messenger RNA from Triticum turgidum subsp. durum (durum wheat), 561 nucleotides. The record is from the annotation of a GenBank genome assembly. Lineage: Eukaryota; Viridiplantae; Streptophyta; Magnoliopsida; Poales; Poaceae.
AUGGGAUUCCUCAGGAAGUUCUCCAAGCAGACCCGCAAGCUCAAGUCCCUUCUCGAGCUCACCGUCUCACGUGUAGCCAUCGCCCGCAAGCCGCGCCUUGCUCGCAAGUCCAUUGCCUCCGGCGACGUCUGCCAGCUCCUCUCCCUCGGCCAAACCGACCGCGCUCUCCAGCGUGUGCGUGUAGAGCAGGUCAUAAAGGAGGACAACAUGUUGGAGGCGCUCGGCAUCAUAGAGCUCUACUGCAAGUGCCUUGUCAAGAAAGCCGAUCAGCUAGACAAGCCCAAGGAAUGCAGCGAGGAGGUAAAGGAAGCAGUUGCCGGACUCGUAUUUGCUGCCAAGCGGUGCAGUGACCUGCCGGAGCUACAGUCUGCCCGCAACAUCCUCGUCGACAAGUUCGGCGACGAUAUCACUGCCGACGCCAAGGUGGGCACCGCGGUCGUCGAGCCGAUGCUGGUGUGGAAGUUGUCCGGAGACACGACAAGCAUUAGCCUGAAGAAGAAGGUGCUCAAAGAGAUCGCCGCCGAGAACAAUAUCUCGGUGGAUUUGUCCAAGUCCCCAUAA